Arabidopsis thaliana (thale cress) is the source of this 3403-nucleotide messenger RNA. Its product is annotated as Insulinase (Peptidase family M16) family protein. Lineage: Eukaryota; Viridiplantae; Streptophyta; Magnoliopsida; Brassicales; Brassicaceae. The record is from RefSeq and is marked reviewed. Gene Ontology annotation, biological process: proteolysis. Gene Ontology annotation, cellular component: cytoplasm. Gene Ontology annotation, molecular function: metal ion binding; metalloendopeptidase activity. The coding region runs from base 449 to 3124 and encodes 891 amino acids. The transcript has 26 exons.
CACUGGAUAAGUUAUACUCAGCUCCAUUGUUCCUGCUUGCUUCUUCUUAGCAAAAAAAGAAAAAGAAAGACGUUAGUAGAGACAUUCAUAAGAGCUAAGCCUACGAAACAAUCCUAAGUAAUCGAACGGAGAUGGCGGUUGGAAUGGAGAACGCGACGGCGUCUGGUGAAUGUGGCGAGAUACUUAAGCCACGCACCGACAAGAGAGAGUAUCGGAGGAUUGUUCUGAAGAAUUCGCUGGAGGUGUUGUUAAUCAGCGACCCAGAGACUGACAAGUGUGCUGCUUCAAUGAACGUUAGCGUUGGAUCGUUUACGGACCCAGAAGGAUUGGAAGGGCUAGCUCAUUUCCUUGGUACUUUAUAUUUAUUAUUCCCGUUUUAAUUCUUCAUUGCAGGAUUCAAUCACUGAGCUGAGGCUAAAGUCUAAACUGUCUCUAUAAACAGUAGCAUAUGCUGUUUUAUGCAAGUGAAAAAUACCCUGAGGAAGAUAGUUACUCCAAGUACAUCACAGAGCAUGGAGGGAGCACAAAUGCUUAUACUUCCAGUGAAGAUACAAACUACCAUUUCGAUAUCAACACUGAUUCUUUUUAUGAAGCUUUGGACAGGUUUGCACAGUUCUUUAUCCAGCCACUGAUGUCAACUGAUGCCACCAUGAGGGAGAUCAAGGCGGUCGACUCUGAGCAUCAGAAUAACUUGUUGUCUGACUCUUGGCGUAUGGCCCAGUUACAGAAGCAUCUAAGUAGAGAAGACCAUCCAUAUCACAAAUUUAGCACAGGGAAUAUGGAUACUCUUCACGUACGACCCGAAGAAAAUGGAGUGGAUACAAGGAGUGAACUAAUUAAAUUUUAUGACGAACACUAUUCUGCCAACAUCAUGCAUCUGGUUGUUUAUGGCAAGGAAAAUCUUGAUAAAACUCAAGGUCUAGUGGAAGCGUUGUUCCAGGGAAUUCGAAACACCAACCAGGGUAUUCCAAGAUUUCCUGGUCAGCCGUGUACUCUAGACCAUUUGCAGGUUCUCGUGAAGGCUGUUCCUAUAAUGCAGGGUCACGAGCUUAGUGUUUCAUGGCCUGUAACUCCUAGCAUCUCUCAUUAUGAAGAGGCACCAUGCAGGUAUCUUGGUGAUCUAAUUGGUCAUGAAGGCGAAGGAAGUCUGUUUCAUGCCUUAAAAAUCUUGGGUUGGGCAACAGGACUCUAUGCUGGUGAAGCAGACUGGAGUAUGGAAUAUUCUUUCUUCAAUGUUUCAAUUGAUCUUACUGAUGCUGGUCAUGAGCAUAUGCAAGAUAUUUUAGGGUUGUUGUUCGAAUACAUUAAGGUUUUACAACAGUCUGGUGUUUCCCAGUGGAUUUUUGAUGAGCUCUCAGCUAUAUGUGAGGCAGAAUUUCAUUAUCAAGCCAAAAUAGAUCCAAUUUCUUAUGCAGUGGAUAUUUCUUCAAACAUGAAGAUAUAUCCAACCAAGCAUUGGCUGGUAGGAUCAUCACUGCCUUCGAAAUUUAAUCCAGCUAUUGUGCAAAAGGUUCUCGAUGAGCUUUCUCCCAAUAAUGUUCGAAUCUUUUGGGAGUCAAAUAAAUUUGAAGGGCAAACUGACAAGGUUGAGCCAUGGUAUAACACUGCUUAUUCACUUGAGAAGAUAACCAAAUUCACCAUUCAGGAGUGGAUGCAGUCAGCCCCUGAUGUAAACCUGCUUCUACCAACACCUAAUGUCUUCAUUCCUACGGAUUUUUCAUUAAAGGAUUUAAAGGAUAAGGAUAUCUUUCCUGUUUUGCUGAGAAAGACAUCAUACUCAAGAUUGUGGUAUAAGCCUGACACAAAGUUCUUCAAACCAAAGGCAUACGUUAAGAUGGAUUUUAACUGCCCCCUUGCAGUCAGCUCUCCCGACGCUGCGGUUCUUUCAGAUAUUUUUGUUUGGUUGCUAGUGGACUAUUUGAAUGAAUAUGCUUAUUAUGCUCAGGCUGCUGGUCUUGACUAUGGAUUAAGUCUUUCGGACAAUGGCUUUGAGCUCUCUCUUGCUGGCUUUAAUCACAAAUUGAGGAUCUUGCUGGAAGCUGUCAUUCAAAAGAUAGCAAAAUUCGAAGUUAAACCUGACAGGUUUUCCGUUAUCAAGGAAACAGUCACAAAGGCAUACCAAAAUAACAAAUUCCAACAACCACAUGAACAAGCAACGAAUUACUGCUCACUAGUAUUACAAGAUCAGAUUUGGCCUUGGACAGAGGAACUAGAUGCUCUUUCUCAUUUGGAAGCUGAAGACUUGGCUAAUUUCGUUCCGAUGCUAUUAUCAAGGACAUUUGUUGAGUGCUAUAUAGCAGGGAAUGUUGAGAAGGACGAAGCUGAGUCAAUGGUCAAGCAUAUUGAAGAUGUUCUUUUUACCGACUCAAAACCUAUUUGUCGUCCGUUAUUUCCAUCCCAGUUCCUGACAAAUAGGGUUACAGAGCUCGGAACAGGAAUGAAACACUUUUACUAUCAGGAAGGUUCAAACUCCAGUGAUGAAAAUUCUGCCCUAGUGCAUUAUAUUCAGGUUCAUAAAGAUGAGUUUUCCAUGAAUAGUAAACUUCAGCUUUUCGAACUAAUUGCAAAACAAGACACGUUUCACCAGCUUAGAACGAUUGAGCAACUUGGCUACAUCACCUCACUUUCUCUGAGCAACGAUUCUGGCGUCUAUGGUGUACAAUUCAUUAUCCAGUCUUCAGUUAAGGGUCCAGGACAUAUUGAUUCGAGAGUUGAGUCACUACUAAAGGACCUGGAGAGUAAAUUUUACAAUAUGAGCGAUGAAGAAUUCAAGAGCAAUGUAACAAAUUUGAUAGAUAUGAAGCUUGAAAAGGACAAGAACUUGGAUGAGGAAUCCUGGUUUUACUGGGCAGAGAUUCAAACCGGGACACUCAAAUUCAACCGCAUAGAUGCAGAGGUGGCUGCACUGAGACUGCUAAAGAAGGACGAAUGGAUAGAUUUCUUUGACGAAUACAUAAAGGUUGACGCACCAAAUAAGAAAUCGUUGAGCAUAUGCGUUUACGGAAACCAACAUUUGAAGGAAAUGCGAAAUGACAAAGACAAGAUUCCAUCAACAUCCAUAGAAAUCGAAGACAUUGUCUGUUUCAGAAAGUCUCAACCUCUUUACGGGUCGUUGAAACUAUGAGGAGGUCCCAACUCUAUUCCGGUAAACAGGGAAUACAAACACACAAAUGCCAAAGCGAAUCAACAGACUUUUGUCAUAUUUAAAUAGCUAAACUUGGCAUCAUAUAUUCAAAAAAAAUUUGGAUGAUAAUCUAUGUCAUAGUUAUUCAAUAUACUUAACUUUCAUAUAUUCUACUUUUUAGGUCCCUAUUUCAUAAACUUACACAACAAUUCAACGGUCGAGUUGGCAACUUGGCUUUGUUGACCAAAAGUGUAUCAAGAAUUGGGAAAAUAUACACCG